Molecule: messenger RNA, 2052 nt
Organism: Pararge aegeria (speckled wood butterfly)
Lineage: Eukaryota; Metazoa; Arthropoda; Insecta; Lepidoptera; Nymphalidae
Gene: MET1
Product: aryl hydrocarbon receptor nuclear translocator-like protein 1
Exons: 1
Coding region: 383-1909 (508 amino acids)
Biological process (GO): regulation of transcription by RNA polymerase II
Cellular component (GO): cytoplasm; aryl hydrocarbon receptor complex; transcription regulator complex
Molecular function (GO): protein dimerization activity; DNA-binding transcription factor activity, RNA polymerase II-specific; RNA polymerase II cis-regulatory region sequence-specific DNA binding
Source: RefSeq, a predicted model, not a curated record
UCUCGUGGAGAUCGGAGGAGACCGUGAAAGUUAUCGUGAUAAAAUAUUAUCCGAAAUUCUUCACUGGUUCGCUCUUGGCGCUUGAUGUGUGCUGGGGGUUACUUGUCUGUGAUCCGCGCGCGCUCACCGCACUUGUUACUGCUUUUGUAGUGUGUUGAACAAAAAUCAACAAGGAAUUAUUAUUCCAAUUUGUGAAUUGUGAAAAAAUAGUUUUAAGUAGUGUAUGGAUUGGUUUACCGGCAGGAUUGUAUUGUGAUAUACAAUGUAAACAGCUGUGUUGUUAAUUGGACGGAAAUAGUGAAGUGAUGUUUAUCCUGAAAAUACAUUCAUAAAUUUCGAUGUUGACGAAUGGCAUAUAAACAAGGGAACUGAACAGUUGAUAAUGAUGGCGUCUACCGGCGGUGCAGGCAAUUCAGCCAUACCAGGUGUAGUUGUCGCUGUACCUCAAGCGUUCGAUUUACAAGCUGGAAGCAGCUAUGGGGACUCCUCAUCAGACGCACGCUCUCCUGAUUUACCGAUCGCUAAAGCGAGCGAUCGCCAGUCGCGCAUUAUCGCUGAGAAACAUAGACGGAGUGAGUUUAAUGCUCAAAUUUCUCAAAUGAUGUCCCUGCUGUCUGAUAUAGUCCACUCACAACGAAAGGUUGACAAGACGAGUGUCUUGCGACUUGUGGCAAGUGAACUACGGAACCAGCACAUUUUUGGUGACUCUAUUAAAUGCCGUCACCUUGAAACAUGGUCGUCUGCUAUACUUAAAUUCUUUGACCUGAUCGGUGGUUUCAUGCUGGCCGUGACUUGCAUGGGUCGCAUAUGUAACGUAUCCCAUAACGUUCAAGAGAAGCUAGGUUACUGCUACAUAGAUCUCUUAGGUCAAGAUUUUUACAAUUAUGUCCACCACGAGGAUAAAGACAUCCUACGGCAACACAUUUAUCCAUCAGAGUUACAAACUGGUUGUAAUCCAAAACUGUUAGAAGAACAUCAUAACUUUCACAUAAGAAUAAUGCGCGCUGGUGCUAGGUCAGACCCUCCCAGAUAUGAGCGUUGUAGAAUAGAUGGGGUGCUCCGACGAUCUGACCGUGCCACUGCUAGUGGAGUUCAAGAAGAACAAACUAUCAAGCGACAAAGAGUGAGACACCACCGCACCUUUUCCUCAAGUGGAAACGACUAUGUUUUCAUUGGAAUGGUCCAUAUAUUAACAAACAGCUUGCCAGCAAGAAUGUUACCACCUACUGCUUACUCAGAGUAUUGGACAAGGCAUUUAAUUGAUGGCCGAAUUGUGCAAUGCGACCAAAGCAUCUCCUUAGCAGCGGGUUACAUGACAGAAGAGGUCACUGGAACCUCUGCAUUCUUUUUCAUGCACAAAGAUGAUGUGCGCUGGGUUAUUUGUGUAUUACGCCAGAUGUAUGACCAAAGCAAGGAGUUUGGAGAGUCUUAUUACAGACUUAUGUCCCGGUCUGGCCAUUUCAUUUACAUGAGGACCAGAGGAUUCCUUGAAAUUGACAAAGACACAAAAAAAGUACAGAGCUUUGUUUGUGUUAACAGUGUAAUCGGUGAGGAAUAUGGGCAGAGAAUGAUGGAUGAGAUGAAAAGGAAGUACUCUGUUAUGGUUGAAACUGAUAAAAUAGAAAAUGAAAAAGCUCCAACCACCGAUGAGGCUCCUGUAGAGCACCCUAGGCGUUUAGAAAGAAUUGUGAUGCACCUGGUAGAACCAGCCACCAGUGAAAAUGUAGAUGAAUUAAAAUUGGUAGCACCUUCUAAGGAGAACAUUAUCUCGGCAAUUAAAAACAGUGAACGGGUGGUACAAGAAACUGGUGUCAGAUUUGAUACUCGCAAAAGAAAAAAUUCUGAUUGUGAGGACAAUAGUGAACAUUUGAAAAAGCAUAGUGGUCUUGCAGACAGUCCACCAAGGUGAUAUGUUUAAAGAAAGUAAGUUUUAACACUAGAAUGACGGGAUCAGUAUUUUUACUUUCAAUUGAAUUAUCCUGAAUCAUUUUGGCUAAUCUUGAUCCUUUGUGAUUUUUCAUUAUGAAUAAAGUCUUGAAAUACUUAAAAAUU